AUUACAACUGUAACAGAAAAGAAUCCAGUUUCCUUUUCAACAACACUGUUACCUUUCCUUCUCGUCCUUCUCCUCCUAAUCUAAUGAUAAAAGUCAUCUUAUUUCUUUCUCUCUCCUAAAAGCUUUAUUUCUCUCUCUAAAAAUCCUCUCCUCUAAGUACAAUCCUCGCUAGACCCGUUCCCUCUCUUCAUCAUCCCAAUCUGUCCAUCUCCUUUUCUUUUCGUUUAUAUCCUGCCCUUUUCCUCUUCUCUCUCUAGGGUUUUUGAUUCUAUCCUCGCCGGAGAUGACGACCACUUCCGUCAAGAACAACCUCUUGCCGCCGGGCCUCGUCAACAAUCUCCAGGAAGUUCUUCAAAAUAGGAAAGGAAACGCUGCGCAAGGGGAAGCUGACAACUCCGCCGGGGAAUCCACUGAGCCGUCUACUUCUGCUACUAAUCAGAAUCCCGCUGACGAAAUCGACGGCACCAAGCCGGUUGUUUUGGUCACCAAUGGAGAUGGAAUUGAGUCCCCUGGCCUUGUGUAUCUCGUCGAAGCCUUGGUCCGUGAAGGCCUUUAUAAUGUCCACGUUUGCGCUCCCCAAUCGGAUAAAUCUGUUUCUGGCCAUUCCGUUACACUUCGAGAAACAAUUGCUGUGACUUCAGCAGAGAUUAUUGGCGCUACAGCUUUUGAAGUUUCAGGGACUCCUGUGGAUUGUGUAUCAUUAGCAUUAUCUGGGGCGCUGUUUUCAUGGUCAAAGCCUGUGCUGGUAAUUAGUGGAAUUAAUCGAGGAUCAAGCUGUGGACAUCACAUGUUUCACUCAGGUGUUGUUGCAGGAGCAAGGGAGGCAUUAAUUUCUGGUGUACCAUCUUUGUCCAUAUCUCUGAACUGGAAGAAGGAAGAAAGCCAAGAAAGUGAUUUUAAAGAUGCAGUCGCUGUUUGUUUGCCUCUAAUAAAUGCAGCUAUAAGAGAUAUAGAAAAGGGUGUUUUCCCACAGAGUUGCUCUCUGAAUAUAGAGAUUCCUACAGCUCCUCCAGCAAACAAGGGUUUCAAAUUGACCAAGCCAAGUAUGUGGAGAUCUGCCUUGAACUGGCAAGCUGUUUCAGCUAAUCGGCAUCCUUCUGCUGGGUUCAUGUCUAAUCAACAAAGCCUUGGCAUCCAACUUGCGCAGCUUAGUCGAGAUGCAUCUGCUGCUGGUGCUGCUCGACGCUUGACCACACAGAAGAAAAGUCUUGUGGAGAUAGAGUCUGUUGGGGCUUCUGGAAAAUCUGAUAACAACCGGGUGAAGAAGUACUUUCGACUGGAGUUUUUAGAUAAGGAGCUGAAAGAUACAGAUGAUGAUUUGGAUUUCAGGGCUCUUGAAAAUGGAUUUAUUGCUGUGACUCCUGUGUCACUUUCUCCUCAUGCUGAAUCCAACAUUCAAACGGCUGCAUCAGAUUGGAUCGCUGGAGCACUUUCCAGUGAGCAAUUAGAUCUCCAGACCAACAUAAAUUGAAAUCAGCGAUCUUGUAUACAGCUGCAGGAGUGAGAUUAUGUUAGCCAUUAAUUGAUCUGCCACAUCUGCCACAUAUUCUCUUUUUUUUUUUUCUUCGUUUCUUUCUUUGGUUCCUUAAUUUGUAUUUCCCUGAUGAUUUUUUAUAGGGGGUUCCAACUUCCAAUUCUGUUAAAGUUGGGGUGUGUCUUUGUUCUAGGUGUUGGUACAAAUGUAAUUGGAAAUGGCGGGGUCUGAUUCAUAAUACCCUGUACUUUCCUCCACUUGUUUUGUUUCCUUCUUGUUUGGAUUUGUAUGUAUUUGCCUCUAUAUUUAUAAUCUGGCUUUUAGCCAUUUGAUGGGUGACUAACAAUGAUUUGUUGACACAUAUUAAUGA
This is a messenger RNA of Rubroshorea leprosula, 1844 nucleotides long. The record is from the annotation of a GenBank genome assembly. NCBI's taxonomy places the organism in Eukaryota, Viridiplantae, Streptophyta, Magnoliopsida, Malvales, Dipterocarpaceae.